This is a messenger RNA of Lactuca virosa, 1104 nucleotides long. Lineage: Eukaryota; Viridiplantae; Streptophyta; Magnoliopsida; Asterales; Asteraceae. The record is from the annotation of a GenBank genome assembly.
AUGAGCUUUGUGGAAGUUCUUGGAAAGAAUUUUGAAGGAGAUAUUCAGUUUAGGGAGGUUGAUCUGGUUGAGUCUCUUCCGUUGCCAAGCUGCUGCUUGCCUAGGGUUAUCUCUACUGCGAGGCUACCAGGCCAUGUUGUGAAUCCUCUCAGUGAUCCCUGUGACAUCGUUUUUAAUGCUCCCGUAACUAGCUUGUGUAAACAUGAAAAGUCAAAUGAUUUUGAGUCCAUGGAAGAUAGAAAAGAAUGGAUUAUAUCUGGGAUUGGGGACUGCUUGUCUGAGGCGACUAUUAAGACAAACAAUCGUUCUGUUGUUGGUGGUACUUACAAUUCUGUCCAUGCUUUCGAGGUGUCUGAGCCAAACCCUAAGUGGGUUGACCUUUGUCCUGCAUCACCGAACUUCCAAGGUGGUGCUCAUGUUCUCCAUGAGGGUAACAUUCAUCCUGAUCUGCUUGUUCGAAGGUGGAAUCUUGCUGCCACCUCCCGCAUUUCUAUACGGGAAAAAUCUUUGGAGUUUUCCCGUCAUGAUUUUUCUAACGGAACUGUCACUGAGAUGGAGUCUUUCUCAGAUGAACAGACGAGAGAUUUGGUUGAUAAGGAGAAAUUGGUUGUUGAGUUAAAAGGAGUUAAUGCUCGACUGGAGGAAGAUCUUGGUUGGUUGCUGAAGGAAGGUGUUGUUAGGGUGGUGGAUAAGGUUAUUGAGCUUCCGGAAUUUCUCCAUGGGAGAAGGUGGAUAAAAAACAACUGCUGGUGUGAGGGUGAAUAUUCAAGUCGUGAAGGGAUUAGGAAGGAAAUUGUUGUUGGGACUUUCAACAUUGGAGCUGCCAGUUCUACCUCUAGCCACAGCAGGGGAGUCACGGAGGAUAUUGAUGCCUUAAUUUCUCGUGACUAUGAUACCUUGCUAAACUUGGGUGAGUUGGAUGUGGAGGGUUUAAGGAAGCUUUGUGUUUGUGAAGCUAGUGAUGAGUUGGGCUCCGGUGGUACAGCUAAAAUUGUUGGUUUGGAUGGUGAUGAAAGUAAGGGUAAGGGUGUUCUUGAUUUGAUUUUGUGGUUUCAUCUGUGCUUCCCCUUUCGUAUGUUUCUGUUCUUAACCUUUAAUGUUUAA